CAGGCAGCUGACUGGCCUGCCAAAAACCUAAACACGUCGAGGACCAGGGAGUGGCUUGUGCCAGAGCUGAAUAAUGAUGAUUCCAGCACACUUAUAAAGAGAAGCAGAGAGCUCACCAGAGCUGUUCCUUGCCGCCCUGGUCAUCUGCGGAGCAUCACUGUGCCUCGCCCACCAAGGUGCAUUUCCCACCUGCAUCCCAGUGCAGCCAUGCUGGGCACGGCAGUGCGGCUCUCGGUGCUGCUCAGCCUCUUCAGCGUUGGGAAAGGCCAGAUGUUUCACAUGGGACCGUGCCCAGAUCCAUCUGUUCAAGAAGACUUCGAUAUCAACAAGUAUUUGGGGAAAUGGUACGAGAUAGAGAAGCUGCCCUCAACUUUUGAGAAAGGAAGCUGCAUCCAGGCGAAUUACUCAUUGAAGGAGAACGGGAAGUUCAAGGUGAUCAACAAGGAGAUGCUUGCCAAUGGCAGAAUCAACGAAGCUGAAGGAGAGCUCAUGCACAUGGAUGUGAAGCAGCCGGCCAAGCUGGGCGUGCGCUUUAACUGGUUCAUGCCUGCUGCCCCUUACUGGGUCAUCUCCACUGACUAUGAGAAUUACUCCCUGGUUUACUCCUGCACUAACAUCCUCUGGCUCUUCCACAUGGACUAUGCCUGGAUUCUGUCAAGAGCUCCUGACAUGCACCCAGAAACCGUGGAGAACCUGAAGGGAGUUCUCCAGUCCUACAAGAUCGACACUGAUAAGAUGAUCCCCACUGACCAGGCCAACUGCCCUGCUGAGAUGUAACUCCUGGCAUGCAGUGACACAGCACCAGACCAGAGAUAAACUUUGCUGCUUGCUUUAUUAUCCAUUAGAAUUUCUCUGCGUACCUGAGAAUUUUAAUAACAUUAGUUUCCUCUUUGCUAACAGUAGUUUGCCAGCCCAGAUGUACUCCUUUCUGUCAUUCCCUGUAUUGCUCUUCCCCCUCUUUUUGUCUUUCUCUGAUUUUUGUAGCAUAACUGUCUGAGUCAGUGCUAAUGGGUGAAAGAAAAAAACCCUGCAGUGCAGACCUGAAACUCUGCUGCUGCUGUGAGUUCUCCAAUAUGGGGAUGGGAAAAGAUGUGAGAUGUGAUGUGCAAGUAUUAAUCCUGGGGAAAAAUCCUUUAUCACACAGCCCCAUGUUCAUUUCCAAAUUUUGUCUUGAUGUUUCUGGGCCUGCCAGGAAUCUGCAGUGUCUAAGCUACACUGUGGGCACUGCCUUAGCAUAGCAACAUCCAGACAUGGUGGGUCUAUGCAGCCAGGGAACUGAGGCUGGGAGGGUCUUGAAAGUUUCCCAAUGCAGGGCAGUAGGCAUACAUUGCUGCUAAGUCAGCAGACCUCCUUGCCAGAAAUCAGAUCUUGCCUUUUGUCUUUUAAAUCUAAAAAUGUCCAGAGAUCCAGCAUCACUCCAUCUCCAAUAUCUAUAUGUGUCCUCCUCUUGCCUCUAAUGAGGCUGGUCCGAGGGGCCAGCUCUGACUGUACUUGUAAGCAGGCAUAAAGAGAUGGGGCUGCUCCCUUGUUCUGUCUUCCAGAGGCUUUUCCCUGAGCAGCAGGAGACAGCAGGCUGUGCCUGACAUCCUGCACUGCUGCUGCCUGUGCCGGUGCCUGCUGGCGCUGCAUCUGCCCCGGCAGGUGCUCCGCAGGCACCACGACAGCUCUGCUUGGAUAGCACUCAUGCAACUCAUUAAAAAUGAAAUAAAAAUACCUGCUUCA
Zonotrichia albicollis (white-throated sparrow) is the source of this 1722-nucleotide messenger RNA. RefSeq names its product apolipoprotein D (gene APOD). Gene Ontology annotation, cellular component: cytoplasm. Gene Ontology annotation, biological process: response to reactive oxygen species; tissue regeneration; lipid metabolic process. The record is from RefSeq and is a predicted model, not a curated record. Gene Ontology annotation, molecular function: cholesterol binding. Lineage: Eukaryota; Metazoa; Chordata; Aves; Passeriformes; Passerellidae.